Molecule: messenger RNA, 597 nt
Organism: Cyphellophora attinorum
Lineage: Eukaryota; Fungi; Ascomycota; Eurotiomycetes; Chaetothyriales; Cyphellophoraceae
Exons: 1
Coding region: 1-597 (198 amino acids)
Source: RefSeq, a predicted model, not a curated record
AUGUCUUCCGGCGGUCCUCCCGCGAAGCGGCAGCGAGUCAAAUCCGACGCCGAGGUCGACAGAGGUUCUGCUCAACCGGCAAAGAAGUUCAAGAUCGGCGACAACGUCUAUCUCGAUUGUGUACCAGAACAUUCCAAGAAGAUCGCAGUCACAAUCACUGAGACUCUUCUCGACGACAAAGGCUGGUCUUACACGGUAGACGGUGCAGAUAUCACUGGCCCUGGAACUCGCAUCGUCAUUCCCGAGAAGAGCAUCUACCGCGUGUCAUUCCCGGCCGAGACGUCAUUCAAUAUUCCGUGGGCCGACACACCUCGUGAUGGUGGUGGUGAGAUGGAGGAGAGUCACAUGCAAGUCGAAGACUGGAAGCUCGUGGGCGGUAGAGUAGUGUACGAUGUCUACGUUGGGCACUGCUUCAUGACUUCCGAGUUUGAUCGCAAGAUGACAGUGCCGCUGAAACACUUGGGGGACAUUCCAGCUCAACUGAUCGGCGUCAGAAUGAUAGCGACCGACCCUGAUCAGUUAGGCAAAUGCCAACUCAAGUGGGAUUUUGGGACGGUUGAGAUUCCAGAGGAAGCUCUUGCAAAGCUACAGAAGUAG